Panicum virgatum (switchgrass) is the source of this 862-nucleotide messenger RNA. RefSeq lists its product as uncharacterized. NCBI's taxonomy places the organism in Eukaryota, Viridiplantae, Streptophyta, Magnoliopsida, Poales, Poaceae. The record is from RefSeq and is a predicted model, not a curated record. The transcript is spliced from 2 exons. The coding region runs from base 274 to 573 and encodes 99 amino acids.
UUUUUUUGAAAAUUGCACAUUCUGAACACAGAAGGACGACACUGGAACCAACAAAUCUGGUGCUGGUCCUUUCACCAUCCUGAACUACUAGGUACCAAACAGCAGGAAGCCAACGGGAGAUUCUUUGUGUUCUCUCCAAUCUCCAUCCCUCCCAGCCCCACAGGCAUCUUGCCCGGCAACCAAGCAAGCACAACAGCUCACCUAACUCACCUAUCCAUGAUCCAUCCAUCCACCCGUCAUGCAUUCUUCCUGUCCGCCUGAUCAGGACAAGCCAUGGCGUCGUCACCAUCGCUGCAGGACCUCAUGAGCCUGUCGCCUUCCCACGACGGCUCGGCGGACUCCUCCGAGGGAAGCUGCGGCAGCGUGGUGCAGGUGGUGCCGAGGGACGUCUCCGACGAGCUCCUCGGCAAGUUCGAGGACGCCGGCGAGUUCGGCUUCGAGUACGGCAGGAGCGGCCUCUGGUCGCCGCUGGUGCUGCGGCCCGAGGUCCUCGCGAGCGCGCAGCGGGGACGAGGGAGGCGCAGCCACCGGAGCUGGAGGAGGAAGGUUGGAACAGUUUUCUGCUGCUGGUGACACAUCCGGGGCUCAUGAAUUCUGCUGUUAGUGGAGUCUGUUAAUGUAACUAUUUUUUUACUUUUAUAAUUUGGUGAAGAUAGUUUGCACUUGUAUUUGAAGAAAAUUUGCUUUGUACUUGGAAAUGUAAAGAUAGUAGUAGGAUGCUUUCCAUGUAUGUUGGUGCGUCCACAGUCCACUAGUUUAGUUUGCUCAGGAUCCUGAUAGGUAUGCAAAAUACAGCAAAAUAUAGUGCUGGAAUUAUUUCUUUUGGGGGACCAUAUUAUCAAUCUAACUUGUUUUCAUGUCA